UGAGUUCAGACACUUUACUGCACAGACCCAGGAUCAGACAGGCGGUACAAGAUGCGUGUGGACCUGGUGGUGGUGUGUGUGGCCGCCGUGGCUCUCUCUCUCCCCGCUCUCUCAACAUGUGACCCACUCUACGUGUUAUCAGCUCCUAGCAUCCUGAGGGUGGGUACCCCUGAGAAGGUGUUUGUGGAGGCCCAGGACUACGCUGGAGGAGACCAGAGUGUGAAGAUCACGGUGAUGAAUUACCCGAAGAAGAACGUGGAGUUGACCAGCACGACUGUCACUCUUAACGAAGCCAACCGGUACAUGUUGCUGGCAGACAUCACGAUUCCAGGGGGGAAAGAUCACUUUGUGGAGGAUGACAGCCUGAAUCAAUAUGUGUACCUGGAAGCCAAGUUCCCAGUCCACACACUGGAGAAAGUGGUGCUGGUCUCUUUCCAGUCUGGAUACAUUUUUGUCCAAACAGACAAGACCAUAUACACACCUUCAAGCACAGUCAUGUACAGAGUGUUCUCUCUGAGUCCUGCCAUGCAGCCGGUAGAGAGUGGCAUUUCUGUGGAAAUCAUGACACCUGAUGGAAUCACACUUACGAAAGACGUCUUUUUUCCAACUCGAGGGGUUAUGUCGGGAGAGCACAAGCUCCCUGAAGUCGUCAGCCUUGGAAUCUGGAAGGUGGUGACAAGGUUCCAAAGUACACCGCAAAGGAACUUCACAGCUGAGUUUGAGGUGAAAGAAUACGUUCUGCCCAGCUUUGAAGUUUUGUUGACUACGGCGAAGCCCUUCUUCUAUGUGGAUGAUAAGGAAUUGACUGUUGACAUUGUAGCCAGGUAUUUGUACAAAAAGGAUGUGACUGGGGUGGGAUUUGUAUCAUUUGGCGUGCUGACCAAGGAGAAUGAGAAGAGGAAUCUGGCCUCAUCACUGCAGAGAGUAGAGAUUUGUGAUGGGAAAGCCAAGGCUGUACUGAAGAAAGAACACAUCACACAGAGUUUCACCAACAUAAACGAUCUGGUUGGCUCCUCCAUAUAUGUCACCGUCGGAGUACUAACCAAAACAGGCAGUGAAAUGGUGGAGGCUGAGAAACGGGGCAUACAGAUCGUCAAGUCUCCCUACACCAUUCACUUCAAGAAAAUGGCCAAGUACUUCAAACCUGGGAUGCCAUUUGCUGUCUCGGUGUUCGUCGCCAACCCCGACGGCUCCCCAGCAGGGGGCAUCGCAGUGGAGGUGAAGAAUGGGAUCCAGGUGGUGAGUGGGAUGACCAAUUCCGCUGGCAUGGCCAGAGUCACCAUCAACACCUUGGACACAGCCAGAUAUCUGUCCAUAAGUGUGACAACAAAAGACCCACGUCUCCAAAGUGCUCAGCAGGGUCAAAAAAGCCUGACCGUUAAUGCCUACGAAACACACUCUGGCAACUACCUACACAUUGGUGUCGGAUCAACAGAGUUGACCAUUGGUGAUCAGUUCAAAGUCAACUUCAACCUGGCCGGAAGGAGUAGCACCCAGAACCAAGAGUUGACCUAUCUGAUCCUAAACAAAGGCCAACUUGUGAAAGCUGAGAAGUUCAAGAGACAGGGCCAGGCUCUCGUUACUGUGUCCUUACCAGUGACCAAGGAGAUGGUCCCCUCCUUCCGUAUCGUGGCCUACUACCACGUGGGCUCAUCUGAGGUGGUGUCUGACUCAGUGUGGGUGGACGUGAAGGACACCUGCAUGGGAACGUUAAAAAUGGAGGGCUCUCGCCCUGGUGAUGUGUAUUCACCCCGUCAGAAAUUCAGUCUGAAGAUCAGCGGAGACCCAGGGGCCAGAGUUGGGCUGGUAGCCGUGGAUAAAGGAGUCUACGUCCUCAACAAUAAGCACAGACUCACCCAGAGCAAGAUCUGGGACGUAGUGGAGAAGCAUGACACAGCAUGUACGUCUGGCAGUGGUCAGGACAGCAUGUGGGUGUUCUACGACGCCGGCUUAGUCUUCCGGACCAAUCAUGACAGUGGCACACAUGAACGCUCAGGUACCACAUGCACACGGCCUGCAAAGAAGCUACCGGUAAUAGUGAAAAAGGUGAUGCCUGUGAGGGUGGAGGUGAGGCCUGCGCUCAGGGCCCGGGUGGAGCUCAGGAGGAUGUCUAGCGCAGUCUUCCACGUGAGACAGCCUAUUAUGCAGCCUGUGGAGGUGCCUGUGGAGGUGCCUGUGGAGCAGCCCCCUCCCACAGCUGAAGAGGAAGAUGAUGAUGACUUUUAUGUUGAGUCGGAGGAUAUCAGUUCCAGGUCACAGUUCCCAGAGAGCUGGCUGUGGGAGGAAGAAGACCUUCCUGAGUGCCCUGCAGAGAACAAACUCUGCACAACCACGUCAUUGACUAAGACGAGUCACAUGAAGGAUUCCAUCACCAGCUGGCAGGUCAUGUCCAUCGGUGUCUCUAAGACUCACGGUAUAUGUGUGGCAGAGCCCUAUGAGAUGGUGGUGAAGAAGGACUUCUUCAUUGACCUGAAGCUGCCCUACUCUGCUGUGCGUAACGAGCAGAUAGAAAUCAAAGCCGUCCUCUACAACUACAUGAGCAUGAAGAUGAAGGUACGGGUAGAGAUUAUGGAGACCAAAGACGUGUGCAGUGUGGCCACCAAGAAGGGCAAGUACCGCACUACUAUUGAGAUGGACCCAAUGACAUCAAGAGCAGUCCCCUUCAUCAUCAUCCCCAUGCAGCGGGGCAAACACACCAUCGAGGUGAAGGCAGCCGUGUACGAUGAGGUCAUUACUGAUGGUGUCAAGAAGGACCUGCUGGUGGUGGCUGAAGGUAUGCGGUCAGAGAUGCAGGUGGCUAAAGUUGUACUGAACCCAUCUAAACAUGGUGGAACUCAAGUAGAGAACAUCAUCAGCCAAGUACCCCGCAAACAAGUCCCUGGCACCCCUGCUAACACCUACUUCACAGUCUCAGCCAAUCAGAUCAGUCAGACCAUUGAGAAGGCCAUCACUGGAGACUCGUUGGGUUCCCUCAUCGUGCAGCCCAGAGGCUGUGGGGAGCAGAACAUGAUCUACAUGACACUGCCCCUUAUCGCCACACACUACCUGGACACCACCAACCAGUGGGAGAAAGUGGGGCUGGAGAAGAGAGCCACAGCCAUCAAAUACAUCAAGAUGGGAUACCAGCAGGAGUUGGCCUUCCGUAAGCCAGAUGGGGCAUUUUCUGUUUGGGCAGACAAACCAGGCAGUGCUUGGCUAACGGCGUACGUGGCUAAGGUCUUUGCCAUGACUGGUGACCUCAUCAGCAUAGAAGAGAAAGUGGUCUGUGAAGCCCUCAAGUGGUUGGUGCUGAACUCCCAGAUGCCAGAUGGCAUCUUCAAGGAGACCUUCAACGUGUACCAUGCAGAGAUGGUGGGGGAUGUGAGAGGAAGUGAUGCAGAUGCUUCCAUGACGGCAUUUGUGCUGAUCGCCAUGCAGGAGGGCAGCGAGCAGUGCAGUAAAUCUGUCACUAGUCUUCCUGAGAGUAUGAAGAAAGCCACCGAGUAUCUGGAAGGACGACUCAAAACUCUCUCCAAUCCGUACGCUGUUGCUAUGGUUUCCUACGCCCUCGCCAAUGUUGGCAAGCUGAACCAGGAAGUCCUCUUGAAACACGCUUUUGAAGAUCGCACUCACUGGCCAGUGAAGAGUAACAAGUUCUUCACUCUGGAGGCCACAGCCUAUGCCCUGCUGGCCCUGGUGAAGGCCAAGGAGUUUGAGAAAGCAGCACCCAUCGUGAAAUGGCUGAAUGAGCAACAGUUUUAUGGAGGAGGCUACGGAUCCACACAGUCCACCAUCAUGGUGUUCCAGGCCGUAGCGGAGUACGCAGCUCAGGUGAAGCAGCAGCAGCAGGACCUGGACGUGGAGAUCCAGGUGUCUGGACGUUCCGCACCCAUCAGGUGGACCAUAGACAACAGUAACGCCUAUGUGACCCGCUCAGGAAAGGCGGAUUUGAACCAGAACCUAAAGGUCAACGCCACUGGGACAGGCGAAGCAACGUUGUCUGUGAUGACCCUUUAUUAUGCCAUGCCGGAGGAGGUCACUUCAGAGUGCACAGCAUUCGACUUAAAAGUGAAACUGGACAAGCAGGAUAGUGUGACCUAUCCGGGGGCCAAGGAAUCGUACAUGCUGACUAUUGAUAUCCUGUACUUGUCAAAGGAGCGUGACUCCACCAUGUCUAUCUUGGACAUCAGUAUACUGACUGGAUUUGUGGUGGAUGAAACCGACCUCACCAAGCUGUCUAGAGGUGCCGACAGGUUUAUCCAGAGAUUUGAGAUGGACAAGAUGCUGUCCGAGAAGGGCUCCCUCAUCCUUUACAUGGAUCAGGUGUCUCGUACUACAACAGGUUCAGUAGCCUUCAGAAUCCACAAGGUGAUGGAGGUGGGGCUUCUACAGCCGGCUGCUGUUUCUGUGUAUGAGUACCUCGAUAUGGAAAACCGCUGUGUGAAGUUCUACCACCCUGUGAAGAUCGCUGGAGAGCUGAACAGACUCUGCCAAGAGGACCUCUGCCAAUGUGCCGAGGAGGGUUGCUGUGUGAAGAAGUCUGGGUCAGUCAAGGCCACGGAUCGAUCACAUUCAGCGUGUGCACACGGCAUUGACUACGUGUACAAAAUUACAGUAGAGAAGAUGGACCUGACUCACCAUACAGAUGUCUACCACAUGAAGGUCAACUAUGUCAUCAAGGAAGGUACUGACUUUGGUGUGGAGGGCCACAUGCGUGAGUUCGUUGCCCAUCCCAACUGCAGGUCCAAGGUGGCGCUGCAGCAGGGGAAGAGCUACCUGAUCAUGGGCCACAGGGACGACGUGGUGCUGGUCGGGAGCAGUUAUAAGUACCUGCUCGGCCAUGUCACCUGGUUGGAAUACUGGCCAACUGAAGAGGAGGCUCAGACUCCAGAACAUGCAGACACCUUUGCUGCCAUUGAGCUUUUCUCUCAUGAGGUCACGACUCUUGGAUGCUCCAUAUGAAAACACAGAUACUCAAGGGAUAAUCAACGACGCGCCGUGCGUUUUUAUAGGAAAAUAAUGCACGUUCAAAGUGGUAAUAAGGUCCCGAUGCCGCAGGCGGAGGGGCUUUUACACUUCCAUAAAUGCAUUAUUUGUCUAGAAACGCACGGCAUGGAGUUGAUUAUCCCGCUUAUACCACUGCUACUAUCAGAAGGCUCAGAACCCAGGAUAUGCAGACACCUUUGCUGCCAUGCAGAGCUUCUCCCACAACCUCAUGAUAUUUGGGUGCUCCAUAUGACAACACAAUUGGGUGCUCCAUAUGACGACCAUGUGAAGACACCAGAGCAUACACCAUAAAAUACACAUAUUAUAAACAUAGAUACAUAUGAAGAAUUUGGUUCUAAAACCACCAUUUGAAUAUAUUCAUUUUGUUUUCCAAGUAUUUUCAGUGGAACUGUAAUAAUUUGUUUUUAAUGCUACAACUACACUUUUAUUGAUAUUUCCUCAAAUACACAAUUAAAUUACAAGACUUGUUCAUUUCCUACAUGACUUUUUUUUGUAUUCUUUACAUCUUUUAAAUUUGAAUAAACACAACAACA
Messenger RNA from Sardina pilchardus (European sardine), 5519 nucleotides. RefSeq names its product complement C3-like. Gene Ontology annotation, molecular function: endopeptidase inhibitor activity; protein binding. The record is from RefSeq and is a predicted model, not a curated record. Gene Ontology annotation, cellular component: extracellular region. NCBI's taxonomy places the organism in Eukaryota, Metazoa, Chordata, Actinopteri, Clupeiformes, Clupeidae. The coding region runs from base 52 to 4941 and encodes 1629 amino acids. The transcript has 40 exons.